CCCGGGCGGGGCUGCGGGACGCGGGGACCCCCCCCCCCCAACCCCGGACCCCCUUCCCCGGCCCCCCCCGGCCAUGGCGCGGCUGGAGGCGGUGGCCAACGUGGCGCUGCGGGUGCCGGGGCUGGCGCUGCUGGACCUGCUGUACCGCUGGGACGCGGCGGCCCUCGGCGACCUGCUGCGGCCCCGCCGCGGGGACCCCCCCCUGCUCCGGCCCCCCGCCCUACGGGGCGCCUACUGCCUGGGCCACUUGCUGUGCCUGGUGGUGCUGAUGCUGCCGGUGCGGUCCCUGGUGAAGCUCUACCUCCACCUCCUCACCGCGCUGCUGCUCGGCGCGGGGCACACGGUGGCCAGGGACUACGUCCGCCGCGAGCUGGAGUAUGGCUUCCAGGGCGCCGUGUACAGCGACCCCGCGGCGCUCGGCCGCUUCGCCACCGCCCUCGCAGGCCAGCUCUGCCUGUGCGUCCUCUGCUCCCUCCUGAUGAGGAGCAGGCAGCCCUGGCUGUUCGGUGCCCCGCUGCUGCCGGUGCUGGCUCGCCUCUGCGGCCUCCCCCUCCACGCCCUGCCCGUCCUCGACACCUUUGCCGCCAUCCUCACCGCCCUGGAGGUGCUUUACGUCCUCGGCUCCCACGUCCUCGUCCCCUUCCAGCUGGCUGCCGCCGCCUGCCGGGAGGUUGUGCAGGCGCUGGAGGUGUACCGGCUGGUCGCGCUGGGGGUGUCCCUCUGGAGCCAGCUGGCCAUCCCGCUCCUCUUCCUCGUCUUCUGGCUGGUGCUCUUCUCCCUCCGGCUCUCCUCCUUCCUCACCUCCUCCAGCAGUCCCCUGGCCCAGCAGGGCCUCCUCUUCCUCCUCCUCAGCAGCGCGGCCGAGUGCUGCAGCACGCCGUACUCCCUCAUCGGCCUCACCUUCACCGUCUCCUACCUCGCCCUGGGCGUCCUCAGCCUCUGCAAGUUUUACCUGCUGGGCUUCGGCGCCUUCCAGAACGGCAACGUCAUGCACAGGGGGGUGACGGAGGGUGUGACGCUGCUGCUGCUGGCGCUGCAGACGGGGCUGCUCGACCUGCAGAUCCUCCAGCGGACCUUCCUCCUCAGCAUCAUCCUCUUCAUCGUGGUGACCUCCACGCUGCAGUCCAUGAUCGAGAUAGCUGAUCCCAUCGUGCUGGCGUUGGGGGCCUCCCGCAACAGGAGCCCCUGGAAGCAUUUCCGCGGCGUCAGCACGUGCCUCUUCUUGCUGGUUUUCCCUUGCUUCAUGGCCUACAAGAUCGCCCACUUCUUCCACCUGGAUUUCUGGCUGCUGAUCCUGGUCUCCAGCUGCAUGCUCACCUCUCUGCAGGUGAUGGGCACCCUCUUCAUCUACGCCCUCUUCAUGGUGGAGCUGCUCCAGGACACGCCGCUGGAGCGGAUGGACGAGAUCAUCUACUGCGUGAACGCGGUGAGCCGGGUGCUGGAGUUCCUGGUGGCCGUCUGCGUGGUGGGCUACGGCACCUGGGAGUCCCUCUUCGGGGAGUGGAGCUGGAUGGGCGCCUCCGUCAUCAUCAUCCACUCCUACUUCAAUGUCUGGCUGCGCGCUCAGUCGGGCUGGAGGAGCUUUCUGCUGCGCCGCGAGGCUGCCAAGAAGAUCAACUCCCUGCCCCGGGCCACUGGCGGGCAGCUGCAGGACCACAACGAUGUCUGUGCCAUCUGCUUCCAGGACAUGCAGGUGGCCGUCAUCACCCCCUGCAGUCACUUCUUCCACGCCGCCUGCCUCCGCAAGUGGCUCUACGUGCAGGACACGUGCCCCAUGUGCCACCAGCAAGUCACGCCGGUGGCCGCCGAGGAGGAUCACGGCAUUGGGAGGGCGGCUCGCCCGGCACCGGCCGGUGGGGACGAGGUGCCGGAGGACGGAGGAGCCGCCGCGAACCCAGCCCCGGCUCGGCCCCGGGAGGACAGGCUGCCCGGCGUAGACAGCGUGGUCUCAGGCCAGGGGGACAGUGGGGCUUCCCAGGACCAUGGGGCUGGGGACCGCAGCCCCCACCACCCUGCUCAUCCCGACACCUCUGCCCCGCAGGAACGAGAAGCGGGUGCCGUCCCGCAGCCCGCCGGGGACCCUCACCCCGGCGUCCCGGACACGCAGCAUCUGUCCCCCUCGCCCACCAGCCCGGAGGCUUUUGCCAGCCCUGAGCUCGGCGCAAGGGACAGCGGGGAUUCCCACAGCAGUGACCGUACCUCCUAGUACCGCGGGCUGCCGCCCCCGAUGCCGGGGUCCCUCCGCGGGGGCCAUGCCGGCAGCAAGCGGGGCCGGGACCCCGCAUGGCACCAGCGUCCCCGAGUGCCCGCAUCCCCACGGACUCUUUUUGCAAUAAAACCGGAGCUGAAGCGGC
Molecule: messenger RNA, 2354 nt
Organism: Harpia harpyja (harpy eagle)
Lineage: Eukaryota; Metazoa; Chordata; Aves; Accipitriformes; Accipitridae
Product: RING finger protein 145-like
Exons: 10
Coding region: 74-2206 (710 amino acids)
Cellular component (GO): endoplasmic reticulum; endomembrane system
Molecular function (GO): zinc ion binding; ubiquitin protein ligase activity
Source: RefSeq, a predicted model, not a curated record